UAUGGCCAAAUUAAGAGCAAAACUAAGGUAUGUUGAAGAGAAAAGGGGCAAAGAAAACAACUGCUGACACUAAACAGAAAAAUUAGAAGGCUGGCGGCUAAUAGAAACAAAAAGUGCAAUGCUACCAGCAAAUAUUUCACAGAGGGUCAGUAUCAGAGAGGCUAAAAAGGGACUGAUGAUCAAUAGCAGGCGCAAACAACUUCACAAGUUUGUGAGCAUGUUCCUACAUCGGGAUGAUGUCUCAACUAUCAUAAAUGGCAAGUUUGCAGAGAUUCGUCGCAAGGGACAAAUUUAUAGAAAAAGAGUACUCACAGACACCUUGGCAAAACUCCAUCAACGCUUCCUUGUUGAACAUCCUGAGCAAACAGUGUCCAAAGCUCAGUUCAUUCGAUUGAGGCCAUUUUGGAUUAUUAGGCCUAAAGUUAAAGACAGAGAGACAUGUGCAUGUAAAAUGCACGAGAACAUUGGCUUUAAAUUAAAAAGAAUGCAAUAACUGGGUAUCAUUGAAACAUCAAGCCCAGAGGAUCUUGUGCAGUCCAGUGUGUGUGACACUGGCAACAUGUCCUGCAUGUACGGCAGAUGUCAAAAAUGCAUUGAAAAGACCUUUCCCACAUCCUUAGAUCCUCUUACUCAGGGGAACACUGUCAUCUGGCAAGAGUGGGUCACAAGGUCUGUCACUGUAACAAAGACCCUCAAGGAUGGAUCUAACAGAGGAAAGGCAGACAAAGAAAAUGGUCCUUGAAAAACGUACCUCAUCCAUUGAGCGGUUGCUGGGCCUAACAACAGAACACCUUCCAGAUUUUGCCAUUCACAUGUUUAAUGUCAAGAACCAAUAUUUGUCAUUAAAAGCAAUGAAAGAUACCCUGACAGAUGAUGCUGUUGCUGUGCAUGUAGAUUACAGCGAAAAUUACAGCUGCAAAUAUGCCAAAGAAAUCAAGGAUACCCAUUUUGGAACUGGGAAUGAUCAGGUAACCCUCCACACCAGGGUACUCUAUCUCAGUAGGGGCAGAGUGGAAGCCUUUGCAUCCCUCUCAUCAUCUCUACAGCACGAUGCAGUGGCAACCAGGGCUCAUCUUGACCCAGUGCUGAGAUACAUACGAGGAAAGUAUCCUGAAGUCCACAACCUACAUUUCAUUUCAGAUGGCCCAACUUCCCAGUAUAGAAACAAAACAUCUUUCUAUCUAGCCUCCACUGUGCCCUUUAUGCAUGGAUUUGAAUGGGUGACCUGGAACUAUACUGAGGCAUCACAUGGCAAAGGUACACCAGAUGGAGUUGGUGGGGCCUUGAAGAAUCUUGCGGACAGAAUCGUUUCUUAUGGGACCAGUAUUCCUGAUGCAGACUCUCUGUAUGAGCAGCUGAAGAACAAUUCAUCAGUGACUCUGUACAAAGUAUCAGAGGAGAAAAUAAAGGCCAGCCGCGAAUUGGUUCCCCCCAACCUGAAAGCAGUUCCUGGGACACUGAAAAUACACCAACUGACAUCCACAAAACCAGGAGUCAAAAAUACACGGGAGUAG
Messenger RNA from Carassius auratus (goldfish), 1514 nucleotides. RefSeq lists its product as uncharacterized. The transcript has 2 exons. Bases 699 to 1514 code for a protein of 271 amino acids. NCBI's taxonomy places the organism in Eukaryota, Metazoa, Chordata, Actinopteri, Cypriniformes, Cyprinidae. The record is from RefSeq and is a predicted model, not a curated record.